Messenger RNA from Mauremys reevesii (Reeves's turtle), 966 nucleotides. RefSeq lists its product as uncharacterized. The transcript is spliced from 4 exons. The record is from RefSeq and is a predicted model, not a curated record. The coding region runs from base 1 to 966 and encodes 321 amino acids. NCBI's taxonomy places the organism in Eukaryota, Metazoa, Chordata, Testudines, Geoemydidae.
AUGGCCACAGUUUUCUACACAGGCAGCUGCCCAGACUGGCCGGAGCUUCCCCGCACCCGUUACCUGGAGGAACUCCCGGAGUUUCCCUGCACCCACUACCCGGAGGAGCCCCUGGAGCUUCCCUGUGCCUUCUAUCUGGAGGAGCCACCGGAGCCUCCUCGCCCCUGCUGCUACCCAGAGGAGCCGCCGGAGCACGCCUGGUGGGACUUCCCCGAGGAACUGCCGGACCUGCCUCAAAGCCCCGGCCGAGAGGAGCCCAUGCUGGUGGACUGGCUGGAGACCGAUGCCAUGGACCAGCAGGGCCCAGGCUCUCCUCCUUCUCGCACACUGAACGGAGGGGCAUUCAGGCUGGAGGCCCUGGCUCCAGCUAGCCUGAUACCUUGGUCCAUGGAUCAUGCUACGAGGAGAAAGAGUCAUAAAUGGACCCUCACCCGGAGCCUGCAGCAAAACAGCCUUUUUCUUAUCCUUGGAGCACUUGGACACCAGGGAAGCUUCCACCCACCCCUGGAUGACUGGCCAAUCCUGACAAUCCCCAGAGGGAGACGCAUGAGGACCCUCCAUCUCCCCACCAGUUUAUUAAUAAACUUUUUAACCAGGGUUACAGUAAAGGGCCCGUUCAAGUUCAACUUACUCAUCGAAUCCAUGGCGAGACGUGGUGAUCAGGCACAACUCUCCCCUGGGAUCCUGUUUGUGAUGCCAGAUGUUAGAAGAAAAAAGCAGAUUGACCCAAAAGGUGGAUUUGAGUACGAGCUUCUUUAUUACAAUACCUGUUCCCCUCGACCCAAUUGUCGAGUAAGCACUGAAUUAGUUACAGCACAUUCUUUUUGUCUGAGUAUGUACACGCCUACAUCCGUUACAACACCCCAAAACCCCUUAUUAAGUAAUACAAACACCCAUUCUGUUAGUAAACCCACCCUAUCUAUUGUGCACAGCAUUAUACAUAUUCAACAGACAUUUUUACCUUGA